AGCAUUGAUUGGUUUCGCCAUUUUGCUUCAAAGCAUUCUACGGCCAAUGAAAACUUUGACAAGAUUGUCCAGACUCUUACUUCUAGUGCCUCUAGGCUUCUUCCACGCGUCCUCAAAGCUCAAAUUGGCACCGCUGCGCGCAGAUUGAACAUGCGGUAGAUGCUCACUAUCGGAGUUUAAGUUAGGUUAAGUACUAACGUACUGUGUAUACUGUGGGGUGUUAGGACACGUGUGUAUUAAUAAACAAUUUUGGUAAAAUUGAAAGUAAUUACGUAAAAUGGAAAUGGAAGUUGACGACAGUUUCGUGAAGAAGGAAGAUGCGAAUACUUCCGUCUCUACUGAGAUGAGUUAUGAAGAGAAGCUACAAUUUGCGAACGCCACGGCCAAACCCAUGGCACCUAAGAAACUAACUAAAAAAAUCUACAAAUGUAUAAAAAAAGCGUCGAAACAGAAAACGUACUUACGCAAUGGUUUAAAAGAUGUACAAAAGCAUAUUCGCAAAGGUGAAACUGGCUUGGUUGUCUUUGCGGGGGAUGUAUUUCCCAUAGAAAUCAUGUGCCACUUACCUGUUGUCUGCGAAGAUAAAAACAUUCCGUAUUGUUUCACUCCAUCCAGACAAGAUAUCGGUACAGCGAUGGGCGUAAAGCGUGGCAGUCUUAUGGUACUGAUAAAAGAACAUCAAGAUUAUAAGGAUCUGUAUGAUGAAAUUAAGUCUGUAAUGCAAACACUUCCAGCACCGAUUUAGUUUGUAUAUCUAAUGCAUUAACUUAUAGAUUGUAUGUAUUUUCUACAUUUAAAUUCUAUCUCUCUGACGUUUGCUUGUAAUGACACAAAAAUAUUUGAGUUUAUGAUACAUUAAUGUAAAUAACAUAAGUAAGUACAAACAAUUCAUAAAAUAAACUGGAAUAUCGCCAGCCUUGCGCAAAUUAUUCAUAUCUUUUAUUAAAGCAGUGCAUAUUUUUAAAAA
Molecule: messenger RNA, 967 nt
Organism: Ooceraea biroi (clonal raider ant)
Lineage: Eukaryota; Metazoa; Arthropoda; Insecta; Hymenoptera; Formicidae
Gene: NHP2
Product: NHP2 ribonucleoprotein
Molecular function (GO): RNA binding
Source: RefSeq, a predicted model, not a curated record